Messenger RNA from Benincasa hispida (wax gourd), 1249 nucleotides. It is a transcript of the gene BEE3, whose product is annotated as BR enhanced expression 3. The record is from RefSeq and is a predicted model, not a curated record. Gene Ontology annotation, molecular function: DNA-binding transcription factor activity; protein dimerization activity. Gene Ontology annotation, biological process: regulation of DNA-templated transcription. Gene Ontology annotation, cellular component: nucleus. Lineage: Eukaryota; Viridiplantae; Streptophyta; Magnoliopsida; Cucurbitales; Cucurbitaceae.
ACAAUCCCUGUAAUCCAAAAACAAUUCCCUUUCUCUUCUUAUUAUAUAUAAAUAUUAACAUCCCCUCAGUCCCUCCUUCCAUUAUCCUAAACCACAGUCUUCUUCUUCUUCUUCUUCUUCUUCUUCAAUCAUGGCAGAUCUUGAUUUCACCUCCUCCUUCCCUCUUGAAGAUCCAAAUUUAGAGCUAAUGGCUUCUCACUUUUCUCCUUCAAUUCCCAAUUUCACUCACUUCUUACCAUUCUCCGCUACUACUACUACUACUGAUAUGUUUUUCCCUUCUCAUCAAACCCCAACAAAUUUUCCCGAAACUACUUCCUUCACUACUUCCCCCGUUUUACCAUCUCACUCUGUUUUGCAAUCUCACUCUGUUUUGCCAUCUCACUCUGUUUCUACUCAUCACUUUCAUGAUAUUAACAAGAGAAAAUCUAUGGAUGUUUCUGAAAGUACUUCUGGAAUUUCUACUCCCCAAGUCUCUGAAACUGGGUUCAAGACUAAAUAUAGCUCUGGGAAAGGGAAGAGAUUGAAAAGUAUAGAGAAAGAAGAGGAGAAAUCUACUAGAGAAGUGGUUCAUGUUAGAGCUAGAAGAGGCCAAGCCACUGAUAGCCACAGCUUAGCUGAAAGGGUGAGAAGAGGAAAAAUCAAUGAAAGACUGAGAUGCUUGAAAGACAUUGUCCCAGGAUGCUACAAGACCAUGGGCAUGGCAGUAAUGUUGGAUGAGAUAAUUAAUUAUGUCCAGUCUCUGCAGAAUCAAGUGGAGUUCCUAUCUAUGAAACUUGCUGCAGCUAGCUCUUUCUAUGACUUCAACUCAGAGGCAGAUGCCAUAUCAAAAUUACAAAGGGCAAAGGCACAUGAAGCAAAAGAAUUGGAGAGAUUGAUGAAAGAAGGAUAUGGAGGAAUGGCUUGCUUCCACUCAAAUUUGCCCCUUUGACUUCUAUUUCUAGAUGUCAACUUCUCAUUCCUCAAAACAAAACACUAGGAAAAAAAAAAUCAUCCAUUUCAACUUGUUUUUCUUUUUCUUUUUCUUUUUUUGUUCAGAUUUUAUAGAUAAAUUUGGUCCUCAAUUAAUGAUAGUGUACUUAAUACAAUGGAAAUUUAUACUUAAAAAAUGAAGCUCAUUCCACUGGAAAUUCUACUGUAUGGAGUCACUAGUGUUAAAGAAAAAAUAUAUGUACAUUCCAUAAUAUAAGUUGUACAAACAACAAUACCCAAGCCUAGAAAUUAUUCUUUAUAUUUUGUUCUUUCAGAGAAA